Messenger RNA from Aspergillus neoniger CBS 115656, 988 nucleotides. RefSeq lists its product as uncharacterized. The record is from RefSeq and is a predicted model, not a curated record. Bases 318 to 761 code for a protein of 147 amino acids. NCBI's taxonomy places the organism in Eukaryota, Fungi, Ascomycota, Eurotiomycetes, Eurotiales, Aspergillaceae. The transcript has 2 exons.
GACAGAAAGGGUUUUCACCGAGCAUAGACCUAGCCCCAAAGUAGAUCACACUUCCGGUGCUAAGGCUAAGACCCUGAUCGGGCAUAUCGCUAGGCAUAAUACCUUGUUGGGGUCAUCUGGAAGUCGAGCGGAACAGAGUGAGAAACAGAGCCUGGGGAUCGAACCAGAACUUUCCAUUUCCUUCUCUUCCAAGCGGUGUUUUCAGUCUCGUUCUACUCCGAUAUAUGUUCUUCAAUUACUACUACUCAUCCCACACCCCCUACAUUCUUACCAUACAGACAAACCUGCCACUUUAACCGCCAUUACGUUAACCCACGAUGAAGAUUUCUAGCUAUUUCAUUUCCCUCCUGUUCGCCACUGUCGGUAACACAUAUGCCAGCUGCCUGGAUAAUAUCUCCGCAAAUACAAUGGGUAUUUUCAGCGGUGCCCCCUUCGCCUUUACUACCAAUUACGAAAGUAGCUCACAAUGUGCAAGCUACUGCGAUAGCCUUGCAGAAUGCACGUCUUGGCUCUACAGCGUGAGAGGGGGCGAAUGCCAGCUGCACAAGGGCAGUCCUCUAUCAACAUUCUCGUCUCAGCAUUUUAUGUAUGGUGUUUGCGAUGGCCAUAGUCAUGUUGCUACACCAUCUGGCGGCUCAUCUGUAGCUGCGCUAGCUUCACCGAGCGCCAGCUCUGUCUUUUCCGCAAAUGCCGGUGAAACUCCUGCUCUGCAUAAAAAGCAUCUCCAUCAACAUCAUCAUCAACAUAGUCAUCAUUUUUGACUCCAAAGUGUGGCAACAAUGGAUUGUUAGAGUGAGCGGAAAUCGCCUUCCAUGCGUAGCAUCUGGCUUAUUUUCUGCUGGUGAUCCGUAGCUUUAUGUCUGCCUUUUGGGUGUACCGAUCUAUAUAAUGCACAUUUACAUUGGAGCAGUAUCAUAUUAUUUGGAAAUAGUCCUUCUUGUUUUUACUAGACCGCCUGCUAUAUGCUGGGGUUCGGUGCGCAUCCGGG